Messenger RNA from Micropterus salmoides (largemouth bass), 2410 nucleotides. Its product is annotated as chloride channel CLIC-like protein 1. NCBI's taxonomy places the organism in Eukaryota, Metazoa, Chordata, Actinopteri, Centrarchiformes, Centrarchidae. Bases 143 to 1864 code for a protein of 573 amino acids. Gene Ontology annotation, cellular component: membrane; endoplasmic reticulum. Gene Ontology annotation, molecular function: chloride channel activity. The record is from RefSeq and is a predicted model, not a curated record. The transcript has 11 exons.
CCGUAAGCUAUCUACAAAAGCGAGUUUGAGUCGGUGAGUUUGAAAUUAGGCAUCUAGUCUGCCGGAGAGCCAGAAGAAGAAGAGUUUGAAAUUAGCAUACCUGCUACCGUUAUAACUCAACUCCCGAAACCGUAAAUUAAAGAUGCUCCUUGUUGUGCUGGUAUGCAGCCUGUCCGUGUCACUGGCUGCUACGGGGCAGCAGACCGACGACGACUGGAUAGACCCUUAUGAUAUGCUCAACUACGAUUCAAGCACCAAAACGAUGAGGAAGCCUGCAGAGCCAACAAAGUAUGACAGUGUGCCAACUACAAGAAGAGAGUAUACCAAGGACUCCAGCCAGGCUGAGCUGACAUCGUGCAUCAGUCAGAAGGAAGAACUAGAGAAGAAAAUCCAGCUCAUCUUACAGCAGCCCACAUGCAGUCCAGUGUUCAUGCGAUUCCUUAGGAGACUCCAGAAGGAAAUUCAGAGAGUUGGUUUGCCCAGUGACUCUACGUACACUCACUAUGAUGCAAACAUCAAACUGUCCAGACAAGACAUGACAGAGAUUGAGAGACUUCUGGAGGGUGAAGACAGCUGGAGAACAGGGGCUCUGGACAAUGCCAUCAGUCAGAUACUAGUGGAUCUCAGACCACAUGACCGUGAGGUUUGGAGGUGGCGUUUUGAAGACACCUUUGGCGUGGAGCUUGACACACUUUUAAAAGUGUUGCUGCUUGUUCUGAUCAUAGUGGCGAUCAUAUGCACUCAGCUGUGGUCAACGGUGUCCUGGUUCACGCAGUUCAGGAGACUGUUUGCUGUCUGCUUUUUGAUCAGCAUUGUCUGGAACUGGUUCUAUCUGUACAAGAUUGCCUUUGCUGACCACCAAAACAACAUAGCGAAGAUGAAUUCUGUGUAUGAAAAAUGCACUGGAAUGAAGAAAAUUGACUGGACGGAUAGCUUGAAAGAGUGGUUCAGAAGCACCUUGACUCUUCAAGAUGACCCGUGUAAGAAAUACUAUGAAGUCCUUGUGGUCAACCCCAUUCUGCUGGUAUCUCCAACCAAGGCGUUCACAGUUACCAUCACAACCCUCAUCACAGAUCCACUGAAGCACAUCGGCCAGGGGAUCAGCGAGUUUCUUGUAGCACUCCUCAAAGACCUACCAGUUACCCUGCAGAUCCCAGUUUUCCUCGUUGUCAUGUUGUGUGUUUUGGUAUUAAUGUAUGGAAGUGUACAGGCAGCUUUCCAGCAUGGCAUCGCUGCACCUUUCCGCCAUCCUCGAAGGGAUCCACCUCCUCUGCAGGUGGCGCAACUGCAGAUUCACCUCCAGGGGAUCGAGGACUUUGACCGCUUAGCAGGAGGGGAUGCACCACAACAUUCCCAGAGGCACCGAGCAGAUGAUGGCAGAUUAGACAGGAACCAGGUUCAUCAGAGGCGACACAACAGACCCAGAGAAGAGCAAGCCAAGGUAGUUGUGGUGACAGUACGCACUGCCGAGUCUCCUUACAGUGAGGAUGAGAUGGACGCUGGGCGGCGUGAGGCGGAGCCGAAUCUCUCUGCUGAGUCCGAUUCAGGAAAGCAAGAGGAGCUGGCUGGAGCGAGUGCUAGCAGUGUUGAAGCUAACACAGCCCAGUCAAAAACUAAACCCAAUGACUCCUAUUCAUCUCCAUCAAAGACUAAAACUGAGGAAGCGAAUGAAAACCUUUCUAAAGAUGAACUCAACAGACACAGUGCAGCAUCUAGAUCUCAGCCAGCAGCAAGGCGGCCUUCACAAACUGAUGUACAGGACCAGCAAUCCUCAGCAGAAAACAGGACUUCCGCUGACUCACUGAUACAAGUUGAAACUGUGGGAGUUCCUGUACAGGAGUCCUCUCCAAUAUCAGCCGAGUAGACCGAUUCUACGUCAGUCAGAAGAGGAAGAAUAACCAUUAGUGUUUGGUGCUUUUUGCUGGACUGUGGAGAGUAGAUAUCGUUGACUAACUGAUUUACAGACAUUGUUUUAAUGUGGGCGUACAAUAUUUUGAAGUUUACCCAAGGAGGAACCACCAGAGUGUUGCCAACUGACUUUGUCUGCUGUGCGGUCAACUGAAUGUGCCUUAACCUGAGCAGAGAGUAACCAAUACUGUUUGGUGAAUCUACUAAAUGUUUCAUGAUUUCAGCUUUUCCUGGGAAAAAGGAAACAUAUAUACACACAGAUAAAAGCAUUAUUUACUUGAUCUGGUGUUUUGGUGUCUUACUCGUGGACAGGAGUCAUUGUGUUAAAAUCUAGGUUUGAAUUGUUGUUUCAUUGUAACCUAAUUAUAUUGAAAUUCUUUCUGAAUGUGAAAAAAUAAAUCUUGGAUUUUGUAAUUUACUAGGAAUGAUAACAAUUUCUUUAUGCUGUUUUUUCCUUUUAUUUUUACAAUGAGCUAUUAAAAUUAAACAUCCAUCCUGCCAA